AUGCGCUUCAGCAACUGCUUCAUCCUUCUCGUAGCUAUUUCUAUAGGAUGCUUCACCAGCCACGCCAAUGCCGAGAACGGUGCCCUCACCAACAGUGCAAGAAACAAUGCUCGCCGUCUACACAUCGAGGCCGCAAAUGCAGACAAAGUUGCUCAGCUUACAUCUGGAUUCAUCAAGAAACUGAAGGAUAAUGCCGCGCUCAGGAAAGUCACUAACAUCGCCAAGGUCAACGAAGAUGACGCUGCGAUCAGAAACGCUGCCAAAGCUGCUGCUGCCAAGGAGGGGGUCAAACUAAGUGACGAAUCGGUAAGCAAGGUGGCGAAAAAGCUGGCUGAAGUUACCAAGACGAAGCCCAAGUUGUGGUCUCGUCUCUAUGACGUCACAUUUAUUGUGUGGCAGUUGAUUCUUGGUGGGCUUGCUGGUGUCGGCACGGCCUACCUGCUGCGGAUGCACAUGAAUUCUACGGAAACAGCGAUGCCUACGUCGGGUUCUAGGGAAUGA
Molecule: messenger RNA, 501 nt
Organism: Phytophthora nicotianae INRA-310
Lineage: Eukaryota; Oomycota; Peronosporomycetes; Peronosporales; Peronosporaceae
Exons: 1
Coding region: 1-501 (166 amino acids)
Source: RefSeq, a predicted model, not a curated record